Messenger RNA from Pangasianodon hypophthalmus (striped catfish), 16971 nucleotides. Its product is annotated as ryanodine receptor 1. Lineage: Eukaryota; Metazoa; Chordata; Actinopteri; Siluriformes; Pangasiidae. Gene Ontology annotation, biological process: intracellular calcium ion homeostasis; calcium ion transmembrane transport. Gene Ontology annotation, molecular function: ryanodine-sensitive calcium-release channel activity; protein binding. The transcript has 108 exons. Gene Ontology annotation, cellular component: sarcoplasmic reticulum membrane; Z disc; sarcolemma. Bases 216 to 15476 code for a protein of 5086 amino acids. The record is from RefSeq and is a predicted model, not a curated record.
GGCUGUCACUCUCUCCCACGCCACCGUGAGAGCCACAGGACACAUGGUGUCCUCCAACACACCUACACACAGAGCUGAGAGAGAGUGUGUGUGAGAGAGCGGGGAGAGAAAGGUGGAGAACGAGAUUCUGUAAAGGGGAAAAAAAAAAAAAAAAAAAAACAACGGAAGGAUUUUGUGAUUUCUCUUGAGGAGCUGCUGCUAACGUUGGGAGUAGGAUGGCCGAAGGAGAGGGAGGGGACGAGGAGAUCCAGUUCCUGCGAACGGAUGACACGGUGGUGCUCCAGUGUACAGCGACCGUCCUGAAGGAGCAGAUCAAGCUGUGCUUGUCUUGUGAGGGCUUCGGGAACCGAUUGUGCUUCCUUGAAACAACAUCCAAUGCCCAGAAUGUGCCCCCUGACUUGGCUAUCUGCGCCUUCAUCCUGGAGCAGUCGCUCUCGGUGCGGGCGCUGCAGGAGAUGCUGGCCAACACCAUGGAGAUGGAGGCAGUCGAUUUGGACCAGUGGUCCUCUCAGGGAGGAGGCCAUCGAACACUGCUGUAUGGCCAUGCCAUCUUGCUGAGACACAGCCACUCUGGCAUGUACCUCAGUUGCCUGACCACAUCACGUUCUCUCACGGACAAGCUGGCCUUCGAUGUGGGAUUGCAGGAGGACUCUACAGGUGAAGCAUGCUGGUGGACCAUCCAUCCUGCAUCCAAGCAGAGGUCAGAAGGUGAGAAGGUCAGAGUGGGAGAUGAUCUGAUCCUGGUUAGUGUGUCAUCUGAGAGAUACCUGCAUCUGUCCUAUGCCAGUGGAGACUUGAUGGUAGAUGCCUCUUUCAUGCAAACUCUGUGGAACAUGAAUCCAGUGUGCUCAGGCUGUGAGCUAGCAGAGGGUUAUUUGACUGGAGGCCAUGUUCUACGCUUGUUCCAUGGUCACAUGGACGAGUGUCUGGCCAUACCACCACCUGACCAAGGAGAAGACCAGCGCAAGAUCGCACAGUAUGAGUCAGGAGCCGUCUGUAGUCAAGCACGUUCUUUGUGGAGACUUGAACCUUUGAGAAUCAGCUGGAGCGGUGGUCAUAUGAAGUGGGGUCAGCCAUUCCGCAUUCGCCACAUCACCACUGGACGCUAUCUGUGUUUGGAUGAAGAGAAGGGUCUGAUGGUGCUAGACCCCGAGAAGGCCAACACCAAGCAGUCAGCUUUCUGCUUCCGUGCCUCCAAGGAGAAGGUGGAGGUGGUGAAGAAGCGUGAUGUUGAGGGCAUGGGGAUUGCAGAGAUCAAGUAUGGCGAGUCUAUGUGCUUUGUACAGCACGUCUCCACAGGUCUGUGGCUCACCUACGCUGCCCUCGAUGCCAAAGCAGCUCGUCUGGGUACUAUGAAGAGAAAGGUUACUCUGCAUCAGGAAGGCCACAUGGAUGAUACGCUGCUAAUGUCACGUUCUCAGACAGAGGAGUCUCAGGCAGCCCGCAUGAUCUACAGCACCACAGGCCUUUUUAAACAGUUCAUCAAGGGGCUGGACUCUCUGAGUGGGAAGAACAGGGCUGCAGGUCCGGUCUCUCUGCCUCUGGAUGGAGUGAUUCUCUCCCUUCAGGAUCUCAUCCACUACUUCCGGCCGCCUGAGGAGGAGCUGGAGCAUGAGGAGAAGCAGACAAAACUGCGUUCACUGCGCAACCGGCAGAACCUCUUCCAAGAAGAGGGAAUGAUAACCAUCGUGCUGGAGUGUGUGGACAGGCUUAAUGUGUACAACACUGCUGCUCACUUCUCGGAGUUCGCUGGGGAGGAGGCAGCCGAGUCCUGGAAGGAAAUAGUCAACCUGCUUUAUGAACUGCUGGCCUCGCUUAUCCGAGGGAACCGCGCUAACUGCGCUCUCUUCUGCGAUAAUCUGGACUGGUUGGUCAGUAAACUGGACCGUCUGGAGGCCUCCUCAGGCAUUCUGGAGGUGUUGUACUGUAUUUUGAUUGAAAGCCCUGAAGUCCUGAACAUCAUCCAGGAGAACCACAUCAAGUCUAUUAUCUCUCUUCUGGACAAGCACGGACGCAAUCACAAGGUAUUGGACGUGCUGCGCUCUCUGUGUGUGUGCAACGGCGUGGCUGUGAGGUCCAACCAGAACCUCAUCACAGAAAAUCUGCUACCCCGUCGUGAGCUUCUGCUCCAAACCAACAUCAUAAAUUACGUUACUAGUGUAAGACCCAAUAUCUUCCUAGGAACGUGUGAGGGCUCAACGCAGUAUAAGAAGUGGUACUACGAGAUGAUUGUGGACUACGUAGAGCCGUUUGUGACGGCUCAGGCUAGUCAUUUGCGUGUUGGCUGGGCGCUAACAGAAGGAUAUAGUCCCUACCCUGGAGGAGGAGAAGGCUGGGGAGGCAAUGGAGUUGGUGAUGACCUCUACUCCUAUGGAUUUGAUGGACUUCACCUGUGGUCAGGUCAUGUGGCUCGACAGGUGGCAUCACCCAAUCAGCACAUCCUGGCAGCUGAUGACGUCGUAAGCUGCUGCCUGGAUUUGAGCGUGCCCAGUAUCUCUUUCCGCAUCAAUGGGCAUCCUGUUCAGGGCAUGUUUGAGAAUUUCAAUUUGGACGGCCUCUUCUUCCCUGUUAUUAGCUUCUCAGCUGGGGUCAAAGCUCGAUUUCUACUGGGUGGACGUCAUGGUGACUUUAAGUUCUUCCCUCCUCCUGGCUAUGCUCCAUGCUACGAGGCUCUUCUGCCUAGAGAGAGGAUGCGUAUCGAGCCCGUCAAAGAAUACAAGCAUGACUUCAAUGGAGUCAGAAACCUCCUGGGCCCCACACAGUCCCUCACACACACCUCAUUCACACCUUGUCCUGUGGACACUGCUCAGAUUGUGUUGCCCCCUCACUUGGAGCGCAUCAGAGAAAAACUGGCUGAAAACAUCCAUGAGCUGUGGGCUGUCACUCGCAUUGAGCAAGGUUGGACCUAUGGUCCAUUCCGUGAUGAUAAUAAGAAACUGCACCCGUGCUUGGUGGACUUCCAGAGCCUGCCAGAACCUGAGAGAAACUACAACUUGCAGAUGUCUGGAGAAACUUUAAAGACGCUCCUGGCUCUGGGCUGCCAUGUAGGUAUGGGAGAUGAGAAAGCAGAAGAAAAUCUGAAGAAGAUCAAGCUGCCCAAAACGUAUGUGAUGAGCAGUGGAUACAAGCCAGCUCCUCUGGAUCUCAGCCAUGUGAAACUGACUCCCAACCAGAACCAGCUGGUGGAGAAGCUGGCAGAGAAUGGGCACAACGUGUGGGCACGAGACCGUGUGAGGCAGGGCUGGACUUACAGCAUCGUACAGGAUAUUUUGAAUAAACGCAACCCUCGUCUGGUACCGUACGUCUUGCUGGAUGAGAGAACCAAGAAAACCAACAGAGACAGUGUGAACAAUGCCGUACGCACCCUCAUUGGCUACGGAUACAACAUCGAGCCACCAGACCAGGAGAGCAGUGGCCACUCUUUGGAAAGUGGGCGAGGGGAUAAGGUGCGAAUCUUCAGGGCGGAGAAGCAGUAUGCCGUGACCUCUGGGAAAUGGUACUUUGAAUUUGAGGCAGUGACGACGGGAGAGAUGAGGGUGGGCUGGGCUCGACCUAACGUGCGUGCAGGCACUGAUCUCGGAGCUGAUGAACUGGCUUACGUCUUCAAUGGAAACAGGGCUCAGCGCUGGCACAUUGGAAAUGAGCCAUUCGGGCGCCAGUGGCAGUCGGGAGAUGUGGUGGGCUGCAUGAUUGACCUGGUAGAGAUGAAUAUCAUGUUCACUCUGAACGGAGAGAUGCUGAUCAGUGACUCCGGCUCUGAGAUGGCCUUCAAAGACAUUGAGAUUGGAGAUGGUUUCAUCCCCGUGUGUGCACUGGGCCUGUCUCAGGUGGGCCGUAUCAAUCUGGGCCAGAAUGUUAGCAGUCUGCGCUAUUUUGCCAUUUGUGGACUGCAGGAGGGAUUUGAGCCCUUCGCCAUCAACAUGAAGAGGGACAUCACUAUGUGGUUCAGCAAGAGUCUGCCCCAGUUCAUCCCAGUGCCUACUAACCACAAUCACAUUGAGGUGUCUUGUGUGGAUGGAACGGUAGACAGCGCCCCCUGUCUGAAACUCACCCACAAGACCUUUGGGUCCCAGAAUGCCAACACAGACAUGCUGUUCCUGAGGCUAAGCAUGCCUAUCGAGUUCCACGAGACUUUCAAAGUGCAGGCAGGCACCACACCCCUCACUCGAGCCCUAACCAUCCCAGAGGAUGAAGUGUUGGAGGUGGAUCCUGACUCUGAUUAUGAAGUGCUGAAGAAAUCAGCCAGCAAGAAGGAGCAGGAGGAGAAAGAGAAGGAGCCGUCUGUGCCCAGAGACAUACCUGGUGUCAAGGAAAAUGACAAGGACACUGCCUCGGAAAAAGGCAAAAAGAAAGGUUUCCUUUUUAAAGCUAAGAAAGCGGCUAUGAUUGCUCCUCCCCCUCCUCCCCCUGUCUUGCCACGCUUGGUAGAGGACGUAGUGCCGGAUGAACGUGACGACCCUGAGAUCAUUCUCAAUACCACUACUUAUUAUUACUCAGUGCGGAUCUUUGCUGGUCAAGAGCCCAGUGGUGUUUGGGUUGGCUGGGUCACCCCUGACUACCACCAGUAUGAUCUUAAUUUUGACCUCUUCAAAGUUCGCACUGUGACAGUGACUGUAGGUGAUGACAAAGGCAACAUUCAUGACAGCAUAAAAAGGAGCAACUGCUACAUGGUGUGGGGAGGCGACUUAAUCAGCGGUUCUCAGCAGCGCUUCACCCAGGAAGAUCUGGUAGUUGGCUGUUUGGUUGACUUGGCCACCGGUCUUAUGACUUUCAUGGCUAAUGGGAAGGAAAUCAACACUUUUUACCAGGUGGAACCCAACACCAAGCUUUUCCCUGCUGUUUUCGUUCAGCCCUUCAGCCAGAACAUGCUGCAGUUUGAACUGGGAAAGCUAAAGAACAUUAUGCCUCUCUCAGCGGCCAUGUUUCGCAGUGAAAGGAAAAACCCCGUGCCUCAGUGUCCUCCUCGUCUGGAUGUGGAGAUGCUCACACCGGUUAUAUGGAGUCGAGUCCCAAACCACUUCUUGAAACCUGAAGUGGGUAAAGUGAGUGAGAGGCACGGCUGGAUGGUAGAAUGCACUGAGCCACUCACCAUGAUGGCACUGCACAUCCCUGAGGAGAACAGAUGUAUUGACAUCCUGGAGUUGUCAGAGCACCAAGACCUGUUGAAGUUCCAUCACCACACUCUGAUGCUGUAUUGCGCUGUGUGCGCUCUGGGCAACAACCGCGUGGCCCAUGCGCUCUGCAGCCACGUGGAUGAGUCGCAGCUUUUCUAUGCCAUUGAGAACACAUACCUGCCUGGGCCACUGCGUAUCGGCUACUACGACCUGCUCAUCAGCAUCCAUCUAGAGUCAGCCAAGCGCAACCGUCUGGGCACCAAUCGUGAGUUUAUCGUGCCCAUGACAGUGGAGACGCUCAGUAUCACUCUGUACCCUGAUGCUGAGAAAGCUCAUGAUCUGCCUGGAGUGGGUCUAACCACCUGCCUCAGGCCCAAACUCCACUUCUCACCUAUUAACUUUGUGGGCACCGAUCCAGACCUGUACACUCUGAGCCCCAUCUUCCCUCUGCAGGAACUAAAGACCAAGUCUCUGAGCAUGCUAACUGAGGCUGUAAUGGACGGCAGUCAGGCCAUGCGUGAUCCAGUAGGGGGCAGCGUCGAGUUCCACUUUGUGCCCAUCCUUAAACUCAUCAGCACUCUCCUCAUCAUGGGCAUCUUCAACGAUGAUGACGUCAAGCACAUCCUUAAGAUGAUCGACCCCAAUGUUUUCAGCCCAGCCGAAAAGCAAGCAGAGGGGGAAGGAGAGGGGGAAGCGGAGGAAGCUGCAUCUAAAGAGCAAGGAGAGGAAACCAAAGAGAAAGAGGAGGCCGCGGAGGGAGAGGCGGAGCUGCUGGAUGAAGGAGUAGGAGAAGAGGAAGAGGAUGAGGAGCUCAAAGCCCUCAAGAAAGAGGAAGGGGAGGAGGGAGAGGAGAUCGAGAAGGAAGGGGAGGAGCAGCAGGAAGGACAAAAAGUGGAUGGAGAAAAAGCAGAGGAGGAGAAGGAGGCAGAAGAAGGAGGAGAAGAGGGAUAUGAGGAAGAGGAGGAGGCUCCAGAGGAAGGACUGCUGCAAAUGAAACUUCCAGAGUCAGUUAAACUGCAGAUGUGCAUCCUGCUGCAGUAUUUCUGUGACUGUGAGCUGAGGCACCGUGUGGAAGCCAUUGUUGCUUUCUCUGAUAAAUUUGUGCAGAGCAUCCAGACCAACCAACGCGAUCGCUACAAUCAGCUCAUGAGAGCUUUCACCAUGACCGCUGCUGAGACAGCCCGAAAGACCCGAGAAUUCCGGUCUCCUCCACAAGAGCAGGUUAUCAUGCUGACUAACUUUAAGCAGAGUCCUGAUGAUGACGAGUGUCCCGUGCCUGAGGAAGUACGAGAACCUCUCCAGAAUUUCCACAGUGACAUCCUGAAUCACUGUGGUAUACACCUGGAAGAAGAGGAGGAGGAGGAAGAGGUGGACAUGUCGCUUAAAGGAAGGCUGCUCAAGUUGGUGGAAAGAGUUAAGAAAUUGCGUAAGCAGAAAGAAGAAGAAGAGCCCGAACCCAAGGAAGAGCCUAAACCCAACACAUUGCAGGAGCUGAUCUCUCACACAGUGAUCCACUGGGCGCAGGAGUCAUUCAUCCAAAACCCAGAGCUAGUGCGAAUGAUGUUCAGCUUGCUGCACCGGCAGUAUGACUCUCUGGGCGAGCUGAUUCGAGCUCUGCCCAAAGCCUACGCCAUCAACGGCGUGUCAGUGCAGGACACCAUGGACCUACUAGAGUGCCUGGGCCAGAUCCGCUCACUUCUCAUUGUUCAGAUGGGUCCUGAAGAGGAGAGGCUCAUGAUUCAGAGCAUUGGUAACAUCAUGAACAAUAAGGUGUUCUACCAGCACCCCAACUUAAUGAGGGCUCUUGGCAUGCAUGAGACUGUUAUGGAGGUCAUGGUCAAUGUCCUCGGAGGAGGAGGAGACUCAAAGGAGAUUAGAUUCCCCCAAAUGGUCACGAACUGCUGCCGCUUCCUGUGUUAUUUCUGCCGUAUCAGUCGUCAGAACCAACGCUCCAUGUUCGACCACCUUUCGUACCUGCUUCAGAACAGUGGCAUUGGCCUGGGAAUGCGUGGAUCUACACCCCUGGAUGUAGCUGCAGCUUCCUGUAUCGACAACAAUGAGCUGGCUUUAGCGCUGCAGGAACAAGACCUGGAGAUGGUGGUGACUUAUCUGGCUGGAUGUGGCCUGCAGGCGUGCCCAAUGCUGUUGUCUAAAGGCUACCCUGACAUCGGCUGGAACCCCUGCGGUGGAGAGCGCUAUCUGGACUUCCUCCGCUUCGCUGUGUUUGUUAAUGGUGAGAGUGUGGAGGAGAAUGCUAAUGUGGUCGUGCGUCUGCUGAUCCGGCGUCCUGAGUGCUUUGGCCCCGCCCUGAGAGGAGAGGGAGGAGCCGGGCUGCUGGCUGCGAUGGAGGAUGCCAUUAAGAUCUCAGAGGAUCCAACCAGGGAUGGACCAACUCCGAAGAAAGACAGACGCUUCAUGUUUGGAGGAGAGGAGCAACAGGAGGAGAACAGGGUGCAUCUUGGGAACGCCAUCAUGUCAUUCUACUCGGCGCUUAUUGACUUGCUGGGUCGCUGUGCCCCUGAGAUGCAUUUGAUCCAGGCUGGCAAGGGUGAGGCUCUGAGAAUCAGAGCUAUCUUGAGGUCUUUGGUUCCUAUAGAAGACCUGGUGGGAGUUAUCAGUCUUCCUGUACAGAUCCCAACCUAUGGAAAAGACGGUCAGAUUGUAGAACCCAAGAUGUCUGCCAGUUUUGUACCAGACCACAAGGCUUCCAUGGUGUUAUUCCUAGACAGAGUGUAUGGCAUUGAUAACCAAGACUUCCUGUUGCAUGUGCUGGAAGUUGGCUUCCUCCCAGACAUGAGGGCUGCAGCCUCUCUGGACACGGUGGCGUUCAGUACCACAGAGAUGGCGCUGGCACUCAACCGUUAUCUGUGUUCAGCCGUGCUGCCACUUCUGACCAAGUGUGCUCCACUGUUUGCGGGUACUGACCACCGUGCCAUCAUGAUUGACUCCAUGCUGCACACCAUCUACCGCCUGUCCCGCGGCCGUGCGCUCACCAAAGCCCAGCGUGAUGUCAUCGAGGACUGCCUCAUGUCCUUGGUCAAAUACCUGCACCCAUCAAUGCUGCAGCAUCUGUUGCGGAGACUUGUAUUCGAUGUGCCAAUCCUCAACGAAUAUGCCAAGAUGCCUCUGAAACUGCUGACUAAUCACUAUGAGCGCUGCUGGAAGUACUACUGCCUACCGAAUGGCUGGGCUAAUUUUGGCACCACAUCAGAGGAGGAGCUGCAUCUCUCACGUAAACUUUUCUGGGGAAUCUUUGAGUCUCUGGCACACAAGAAAUUUGAUGCAGAGUUGUUCAAGAUUGCCAUGCCGUGCAUCUGUGCCAUUGCUGGUGCCAUUCCUCCUGACUACGUAGAUGCCAGCUAUUCUGCCACUGAGAAAAAAGCCACAGUUGAUGCUGAGGGCAACUUUGAUCCCAGACCUGUGGAGACUACCAACACCAUCAUCCCAGAAAAACUAGAUGCCUUCAUCAACAAAUAUGCAGAGCAUACUCACGAUAGGUGGGCCUUUGAGAAGAUCCAGAAUAACUGGACCUAUGGAGAGACACUGGAUGAGAUUGGGAAGACCCAUCCUAUGCUCCGACCUUACAAAACCUUUUCUGAAAAGGAUAAGGAGAUCUACCGCUGGCCCAUCAAAGAAUCUAUUAAAGCCAUGUUGGCCUGGGAGUGGACUUUAGAGAAAGCUCGAGAUGAGGGUGAGAAGGUUGAGAAGGCCGCCACCAGGAAGAUCUCUCAAACUGCUCAGGCAACCUAUGAUCCUAGUCAGGGAUACUCACCCCAGCCUGUGGAUUUAACCACCAUGGCUUUGUCCAGAGAGCUGCAGUCUAUGGCAGAGCAACUGGCUGAAAAUUACCACAAUACCUGGGGCAGGAAGAAGAAGAUGGAGCUUCAAGCCAAAGGUGGUGGUACCCAUCCUCUGCUUGUUCCUUAUGACACACUGACGGCCAAGGAGAAAGCCCGUGACAGGGAAAAAGCCCAAGACCUGCUGAAAUUCCUCCAGUUUGAAGGAUAUGCUGUCACAAGGGGCUUGAAGGACAUGGAGCAGGAGAUCUCCUCCAUCGAGAAACGUUUUGCUUAUGGCUUCCUCCAGAAGCUGCUGAAGUGGAUGGAGAUCGCUCAAGAGUUCAUUGCACAUCUGGAGGCUGUUGUGAGUAGUGGAAGAGUCGAGAAAUCCCCUCAUGAACAGGAGAUCAAAUUCUUUGCCAAGAUCCUCCUGCCACUGAUUAACCAGUACUUUAAAAACCACUGCCUCUACUUCCUUUCCACUCCUGCUAAAGUUCUGGGCAGUGGUGGUCAUGCCUCCAACAAGGAAAAAGAGAUGAUUGCCAGUAUCUUCUGUAAGUUGGCUGCUCUAGUGAGGCACAGAGUUUCCCUCUUUGGAACUGAUGCUUCAGCAGUGGUAAACUGCUUACACAUCCUGUCUCGUUCACUGGAUGCCAGAACUGUGAUGAAAUCCGGACCAGAGAUCGUAAAAGCAGGCCUCCGUUCAUUCUUUGAGAGCGCUGCUGAUGACAUUGAGAAGAUGGUUGAGAAUCUUAAACUGGGCAAGGUGUCCACCAAAAAUCAGGUUAAAGGUGUGUCCCAAAAUAUUAACUACACUACUGUCGCUCUACUGCCGGUGCUCACUUCACUCUUCGACCACAUCGCCCAGCACCAGUUUGGCGAUGAUGUCAUCUUGGACGACUUGCAGAUAUCCUGCUACCGUCUCAUGUGCAGCAUCUACUCAGUGGGUACAGUUAAGACCCCUCAUGCUGAAAAGCUAAGGCCUGCUCUUGGCGAGUGUCUGGCUCAUUUGGCUGCCGCCAUGCCUGUGGCCUAUCUGGAGCCCCUGCUCAAUGAGUUCAAUGCGUACUCAGUCUACACAACAAAAACACCAAGAGAGAGAGCCAUCCUGGGACUCCCGAGUCAGGUGCAGGAGUUGUGCAUGGACAUCCCAGAGCUGGACGUGCUAAUGAAAGAGAUUAGCGACCUGGCAGAGUCUGGAGCUCGUUACACUGAGAUGCCACACGUGAUCGAGAUCACGCUGCCCAUGCUGUGUAACUACCUCCCACGCUGGUGGGAAAGAGGGCCUGAGAACUUCCCUGAGCAGGAGGGCCAACUCUGCACUGAGGUCACUUCUGAACACCUCAACCAGCUGCUGGGCAGCAUCAUGAAGAUCGUGGUCAACAACCUGGGCAUCGAUGAGGCCUCCUGGAUGAAGAGAUUGGCUGUUUUUGCCCAGCCCAUCGUUAGCAGGGCCAAGCCAGAGAUGCUAAAGUCUCACUUCAUCCCCACUAUGGAGAAGCUGAAGAAACGCUCAGGGAAGGUAGUAGCUGAGGAGGAGCAAUUACGUAUGGAGGGAAAGACAGAGGUGGACAGUGAGGAAGGCACAAUCCGAGACGAGUUUGCUGUGCUCUGCAGGGAUCUGUACGCCCUCUAUCCACUGCUCAUCCGCUAUGUGGACAACAACAGGGCGAGGUGGCUAACCUGCCCUGAUCCUGAUGCUGAAGACCUGUUCAGGAUGGUGGGAGAAGUUUUCAUCUUCUGGUCGAAAUCUCAUAACUUCAAGCGUGAGGAGCAGAACUUUGUGGUGAUGAACGAGAUUAAUAACAUGUCUUUCCUCACCGCUGACAGCAAGAGUAAGAUGAGCAAGGCUGGGGAUGGAGAGGGUGGCGGCGCUGAUGCAGAACGUACGAAGAAAAAGCGGCGUGGUGAUCGCUACUCGGUGCAAACCUCGCUGAUUGUAGCUGCUCUGAAGAAACUCCUGCCCAUUGGGCUGAAUAUGUGCUCUCCUGCAGAUCAAGAGCUCAUCAACUUGGCAAAGAUCCGUUAUUCUCUGAAAGACACAGAUGAGGAAGUGAGGGAGUUCCUGCAGAAUAACCUUCAUCUGCAAGGCAAGGUGGAGGACCCCUCCAUGCGCUGGCAGAUGGCUCUGUAUAAGGAAACCUCAGGCAAGGCGGAGGAUGCGGAAAAUCCAGAGAAAGUUGUGAAGAGAGUGCAGGAAGUUUCUGCUGUGCUUUACCAUAUUGAAGUGACGGAACACCCUUUCAAAUCCAAGAAGAUGGUUUGGCACAAGCUGUUGUCUAAGCAGCGUCGCCGGGCUGUGGUGGCAUGUUUCCGAAUGACUCCACUGUAUAAUAUCCCAAGGCACCGGGGAUCCAACAUGUUCCUAGACGGUUACAAGCGCAACUGGUUGGAGACUGAGGGCUACUCAUUUGAGGAUAAGAUGAUCGAUGAUCUGUCUAAAACGUUGGAGGAAGAAGAGGAAGAAGAAGAAGAGACCGAGGCCAAGCCAGAUCCUCUGCAUCAGCUCAUUCUUCAUUUUAGCCGCACAGCUCUCACUGAAAAAACAAAACUCGACGUAGAUCACCUGUACAUGGCAUAUGCUGAUAUUAUGGCAAAGAGCUGCCACAUUGGUGAGGAGGCCAGAGGGGGAGAGGAGGAGGAGGAGGAGGGGGGCGAGGAACCAUCGUUUGAGGUGCGGCAGAAUGAGAUGGAGAAGGAGAUGGAGAAGCAGAGGCUCCUGUACCAGCAGUCGCGACUCCAUGACCGUGGAGCAGCUGAGAUGGUACUGCAGAUGAUAAGCGCCUGCAAAGGUGAGCCUGGAGCCAUGGUGUCUUCCACUCUCAAGCUAGGCAUCUCCAUCCUUAACGGAGGCAACAGUGAUGUUCAGCAGAGAAUGCUGGAUUACCUUAAGGAUAAGAAAGACGUUGGUUUCUUCCUGAGCUUGCAGGCUCUCAUGCAGACCUGCAGUGUUCUGGACUUGAAUGCAUUUGAGAGGCAGAAUAAAGCAGAAGGGCUUGGAAUGGUUUCAGAGGAGGGCACAAAUAUCAAGCUAGAACGGGAUGAGAAAGUGAUGGCAGAUGAUGAAUUCACGUGCGACCUCUUCCGUUUCCUGCAGUUGCUUUGCGAGGGCCACAAUAAUGAUUUCCAGAACUACCUGCGCACCCAGACUGGCAGCACCACCACCAUCAACAUUAUCAUCUGUACUGUGGAUUACCUGCUGAGACUGCAGGAAUCUAUCAGUGACUUCUACUGGUAUUAUUCUGGAAAAGACAUCAUCGAUGAACCAGGCAAGAGGAACUUCUCCAAAGCAAUGACAGUGGCCAAACAGGUCUUUAACAGUCUCACGGAAUACAUACAGGGCCCGUGCACUGGGAACCAGCAGUCUCUGGCUCACAGCAGACUGUGGGAUGCCGUGGUGGGAUUCCUCCAUGUAUUUGCACACAUGAUGAUGAAACUGGCACAGAUGCACCCUGACCCAGGACUCCGAAAUGGCGAUUCCAGUCAGAUUGGUCUUCUAAAAGAACUUCUAGACCUUCAGAAAGAUAUGGUGGUUAUGCUGCUUUCUCUUCUGGAGGGUAACGUUGUGAAUGGCACCAUUGCUCGCCAGAUGGUGGACAUGUUGGUGGAGUCAUCUAGCAACGUAGAGAUGAUCCUCAAGUUCUUUGACAUGUUUCUUAAGCUGAAAGACAUUGUGGCAUCGGAUGCAUUCCGGGAUUAUGUGACUGACCCACGUGGCCUGAUCUCUAAGAAGGACUUUUCCAAAGCCAUGGACAGCCAAAAACAGUACUCCCCAUCUGAGAUCCAAUUCCUUCUGUCAUGCUCUGAGGCUGAUGAGAAUGAGAUGAUCAACUUUGAAGAGUUUGCCGAUCGUUUCCAGGAGCCAGCCAAGGACAUUGGCUUCAACAUCGCUGUGCUACUCACCAACCUUUCAGAGCACGUGCCCCAUGACACACGCUUGCAGAAUUUCUUGGAACAAGCUGAAAGUGUCCUGAACUAUUUCCGCCCCUUUCUGGGCCGCAUCGAAAUCAUGGGCGCCAGUCGGAGGAUUGAGCGUAUCUACUUUGAGAUUAGUGAGGCAAACAGAAACCAGUGGGAAAUGCCUCAGGUCAGAGAAUCUAAGAGGCAGUUUAUAUUCGAUGUGGUUAAUGAAGGUGGUGAAUCCGAGAAGAUGGAGCUAUUUGUCAACUUCUGCGAGGACACCAUCUUUGAGAUGAACAUUGCCUCCCAGAUCUCUGAGCAAGAGGAAGAAGGAAUUGGAGAUGACGAUGACGAAGAAGAAGAGGAAAGCAGUGGAGGAGCAAAUGGAGAGGGAGGAGAAGGAGAAGAAGGGAAUGGAGAUGAGGUCCCAGCUGAGUCCAGUUCGGCAUUCGCAGACUUCAUCAAAAGCGUGGUGAACUUCUUCAAUAUGUUCACCUUCCGCAACCUCAGGCGACGUUAUCGCAGACUUCGGAAGAUGACUAUAAAGGAAAUGAUUGUAGGCCUGGCCACCUUCUUAUAUACCAUCAUCAUAGGAAUUCUUCACUUCAUCUACAGCAUAUGCAAAGGCUUUUUCAUGCUGAUAUGGAAAACGCUGUUUGGAGGCGGCCUUGUGGAGGGAGCUAAAAAGAUAACUUUAACAGAAAUUCUUACUAACAUGCCUGAUCCAACUCAGGACGAGGUGCAUGGUGACCAUGCAUCUGAGCCUGGAGCUAGAAAGGUCCAGGAAGCAGGUGGAUCAGGAGAUGGAGAGGAGGCAGGUGGUGGAGAGGUAGAGGAUGAGGAUGGGCAAGAGGCAGAAGGAGGAGGCAGACCUGGAUUUGAUACCCCUGGAGGUCUAGGAGAUAUGGGAGAGACAGAGCCUGAGGAGCCCCCAACGCCUGAGGGUACCCCACUGCUGAAGAGGAAACUGUUGGCUGAAGGAGCAGAGGGAGAGGAAGUGGCAGCAGAAGAGCCGGCAAAGGAAGAGCCAGCCCCAGAACCAGAGAAGGCAGAUGCUGAAAAUGGAGAGAAAGCUGAGAAAGAAGCUGAGGCUGUGCCAGAGGAGAAAGUGAUUGAGGAGAAGGAGAAAAAAGUAAAAGCCAAAGCCAAGAAAGAAAAACAUUCUGCUGGAGAUGGCUUUGAGCUCUGGAAUGAAUUGGAGGUGCAGAGGAUCAAGUUCAUGAACUACCUGUCUCGCAACUUCUACAACCUGCGCUUCCUGGCUCUGUUCAUCGCCUUUGCUCUGAACUUCAUCCUGCUCUUUUACAAGGUGUCCAGCAGCCCCCCAGGUGAGGAGUUUGAAGGUUCAGGCAUGUUUGAGGGUUCUGGAAUGGCUGAGGGCUCUGGUGGUGAAGGUGAGGGUUCUGGAAUGGAAGAGAAUGGAGAGGAAGAUGAUGAAGAAGGGCCUCUCUAUUACUUCCUGGAAGAGAGCACCGGUUACAUGGAGCCUGCACUGGCCUUCCUCGGCAUUUUACACACCAUCAUAUCUUUCCUCUGCAUUAUUGGCUACAACUGUCUCAAGGUUCCCUUGGUUAUUUUCAAAAGGGAGAAGGAGCUGGCCCGUAAGCUGGAAUUUGAUGGUCUCUAUGUGACUGAACAGCCAGAAGAUGAUGACAUCAAGGGCCAGUGGGACAGACUGGUGCUAAAUACGCCAACCUUCCCAAACAACUAUUGGGACAAGUUUGUAAAGAGAAAGGUGUUGGAGAAGUAUGGAGAUAUCUAUGGCAGAGAGAGGAUUGCUGAGCUGCUGGGAAUGGACUUGGCAUCGCUGGAUGUCAGUGCAAUGACGCAUGAGAAAAAGCGUGAACCUGACAACUCCAUGUUCACCUGGCUGACCUCCAUCGACAUCAAGUACCAGAUCUGGAAGUUUGGAGUUGUGUUCACAGAUAACACUUUCCUCUACCUGGUGUGGUACUUGGUCAUGUCCUUGCUCGGUCACUACAACAACUUCUUCUUCGCCUCUCACCUGCUGGACAUCGCCAUGGGCGUCAAAACGCUGCGCACCAUCCUGUCCUCCGUCACACACAAUGGCAAGCAGCUGGUAAUGACGGUGGGCUUGUUAGCUGUAGUCGUGUACCUGUACACUGUCGUGGCCUUCAACUUCUUCCGCAAGUUUUACAACAAGAGCGAGGAUGAGGAUGAGCCAGACAUGAAGUGCGAUGACAUGAUGACUUGCUACCUGUUCCACAUGUAUGUGGGUGUGAGAGCUGGAGGUGGUAUAGGUGACGAGAUUGAGGAUCCGGCUGGAGAUGAAUAUGAGCUGUACCGUGUAGUCUUUGACAUCACUUUCUUCUUUUUCGUCAUUGUCAUUCUUUUGGCCAUCAUUCAGGGUCUGAUCAUUGAUGCCUUUGGUGAGCUGAGAGAUCAGCAGGAACAGGUCAGAGAGGACAUGGAGACUAAGUGCUUCAUUUGCGGAAUUGGAAGUGACUACUUUGACACGACUCCGCAUGGUUUCGAGACGCAUACGAUGGAGGAGCACAACUUAGCCAACUACAUGUUCUUCCUGAUGUAUCUAAUUAAUAAAGACGAAACGGAACAUACUGGACAGGAAUCCUAUGUGUGGAAAAUGUACCAGGAGCGAUGCUGGGACUUCUUCCCAGCUGGUGACUGUUUCAGAAAGCAAUACGAGGAUCAGCUCGGCUAGUUUUCGGUUGCCGGUGCACUAGUGUGUGUGUGUGUGUGUGUGCUUGGAAAUACAGAUGGAGAGGAAAUGUAUUUGUUCCAGUGUUGUUAUGUGAGAACAAACUUGAGCACACAUUUACACCCCAAGCCUUUUAUUUACUCACGUUAUUGUCGGAAUAAGAGAAAGAUGAAUAUGCAAUGCGUGUGUAUUAGUGUUUGUGUUUGUGAGAGAGAGAGACAGCAAUAGACCGAGAGAAGAACGAUGAUGUCCCGAUUGUAAACAAAGUCUAUUUUAUUGUGGUAAAAUUUGAAGGGUUAUAUCAGACCAAAAAAAAAAAGAAUGCUCAAGCCUGCCAUCUCUCAGUCUUGUCUGAAUGUUUUUAUGGAUCUUGAAACAUUACAGUGCCUAAUACUGAAUGAACUACAAUAAUGGCAGGUAUGGUGAUACUGCUUUAUAGGAUGUCAGUGUUGAUCUUUUUUUUUAUUUAUUUUUUUUUAUUAGUUGCUUAGUUUGACUAGAAGAAUAUUUCAGACUGUAUUUUAGUGUACUGAUGUUUUUGUUACAGCUGAGGUUUCAUGUGUAUUUACACACGUACAUACUAGAGCAACAGAAUCAGAGCCAUAUCACUGCUAAAGUCAUGCUCUACGCAAUAUAAAAUGUUAACAUGUAAUCCUUUGAGAGGAACCUAACCAAAGGCCUUUUCUCACUAUUUAUUUCUUGAGACAAUUUUAUAUAGCCUACAAAACUGAUCCAAACUUUGUAUGAAUGUUAAAUGAACUGUUCUGCACUGCAAAGUCUUAGGAUGAGAUGUUUCUGUGCCAUGUUCACUCACACAGAGUUUCUGCAACUCAGCUGUGCAAUACAAUCUUUACAGGAGAGCAUAUCUUCUGUUUCUGUAACCUGCAUAGAAACACUGUUAACAGAAAAAGAACAACGAAUGCUACCUUGAGAAAGAAAGUACCUGAGUGCAGGUUUUCUUUUUUGGAUGUCUAGAGUACAACCACCUUUCCCAUCCUGUCAUGUACGUCUUUGACAAGAAGAGCUUUACAUACUGUAGAUUUAAUUAACUUAUUUUAACAAAAAUAUAUAGAUGUAUAAAUAUAUAUAUUUUUUGUUGGAGCAUUGGAAUAUAACAGAUGUUCUCCACCUUUCUGUUUUAAAUAAAUAUGUAUUGAGUACUUUUUUUGGAUGAUGGAAAAAAAAAGUACUGAUAACAUAGUUAUUGAUGGAAAAAGGAUGAAAUGUGCAUCCAGUUUGCAAACAGAUGUGACUUCCGGUAUUACUUUUAAGUCAAUAUCAUAUACUUUUUUCCACAUUAGCCAAAUAAAUGAUAUUAUAUCUCUAUUAUUUGUGUUUCAGAAGUAAGCCACAGAAAACACAGAACCACAUACACAUACAAACACACUUACUUUCCGUGUCUGUGGGAAGUGUAAGACAGUUUGUCCAAUGUGUGAAGGAUAGAGGUUGCUUUUAUUUAAAUCUCACUGUGUUUCAAUAAAAUAAUAUUUUAGGAGCA